Messenger RNA from Haliotis rubra (blacklip abalone), 860 nucleotides. RefSeq lists its product as uncharacterized. Gene Ontology annotation, molecular function: nucleic acid binding; zinc ion binding. NCBI's taxonomy places the organism in Eukaryota, Metazoa, Mollusca, Gastropoda, Lepetellida, Haliotidae. Bases 141 to 860 code for a protein of 239 amino acids. The transcript has a single exon. The record is from RefSeq and is a predicted model, not a curated record.
CUACUUUCUCCGUAGUGGUAUGCAAUGGUAAAGGGAGGUAAUUACACCGGGUGAUCUAGGGGUAUAUAUAGGGGUGUAUGACAGUAGGUCUUCUCUCUCGCUAAUUACCACGGCAGUGUUCAUAUUGUUACGCAGCAAUCAUGUCUGAGGAUUCAACCGCGGCAAAACUUGACGCCAUUUUGAAAAGGCUUGACAAUCAACGAGACUUUGAAGCUGUGUUUGACGAAAAGCUAUCGCAUUUGAGAGAAGAAUUCAUCGAGCAGGCCAAGGGGUUGAAAAAAUUGAAGACUGAUACAGAAUAUUCAUGGUCUCGUGAAGGGAACAGAAUUCAGUUUAAUGUCAACUCUGAAGUUCUGGAGGAUUUAUUCACAGCAAGGCAAGCUAAAUACGGUGUGAAUGGUGAAGAUGUUUCCGAGUAUAUUGAAGCGGCUAUAUCUAAACUAGAAAAGAGAAAUAAAUUGAUUAAAAUUGCGGACUCAUCGGAAGGGGGCUGGGAGACAGUGAAAAAUUACGUUUCUAACGAGUUGGCUGAUGAUAGUGAUGAUGACAAGAAAAUUGAGAAAGCAGAACUUAAGGCAGUCAAGAAGCUUAAAAGCCAAACAAAACCGGAGAUCCCCGUAUGGAGCUCGAGCUUUACCCGGAGACCAAGUGUUACGUCGCACGCACAACACGCUCUACCUGUGCAUACUCCUGUGCACAGUGUUCCAGUCGUGCAGUCUUUUCGUGUCAAAGGUUCCCGACAGGGUUCAUGCCACCACUGCGGGGAGUUCUCGCACUAUGUCAGAGAGUGCCCCUACCGUACAGCCAGCACGAUCAGAGCCACGUCAGCAGCCAAUGCUACAGCUACCAGUGUCUCAUAG